Dibothriocephalus latus is the source of this 537-nucleotide messenger RNA. The record is from the annotation of a GenBank genome assembly. NCBI's taxonomy places the organism in Eukaryota, Metazoa, Platyhelminthes, Cestoda, Diphyllobothriidea, Diphyllobothriidae.
AUGUGGUUGGAACAGCCUUUUGAAAUGGCGGUCCCUCUCUGUUGGAUGUUAAUCUUGAACUUUGCGAUGGCUCUGACGCCACCCAAGCUAAACCUAUACCUUGAAGACAUCGAUGAGCUUUGCUGGCCAGAGGGAAAGGUUUACGAUAUCUUCGACACAAUCAUGACCACAGUCGACUACGCAGCCGCCCACACAAAUGGUCAACUAGAAUCAAAAGACGUUGAUUUUGCUUUAACUUUUGUCUCCGGCUGUAGUCUGGUCGAGGCAAAACAUGUUUCCAGUGUUAUUAGUUUCUUGAGAGAUGCUUGUUCCCUGGCAAACUCCAGUGCUGGUUAUUCCGUUUUCUUGGGCCCAAUACUUGGAAGCAAUUGCCACUCCGUCACUGAUUGGAUUGCCCUCGGAGCCGUACCAUCUGGAGCCCAAAGCAACCUCUAUCAGAUCAGCUAUCUCUGCCAAGAUAUCGAAUCUUUUAGGCUUUUUGAGAAGGUUCAAACCUGCCACUCAGAUAAGAUCUUUUUGGCUGUGAAUAUAAGAGAC